Lindgomyces ingoldianus is the source of this 552-nucleotide messenger RNA. RefSeq lists its product as uncharacterized. NCBI's taxonomy places the organism in Eukaryota, Fungi, Ascomycota, Dothideomycetes, Pleosporales, Lindgomycetaceae. The transcript has 8 exons. The record is from RefSeq and is a predicted model, not a curated record. The coding region runs from base 1 to 552 and encodes 183 amino acids.
AUGGAGGUGCAUGGACGAUGGGGGCUGGGGGUGAUUAUAUUUUCUCAUUUUCUAAUCUCCUUGGUUUCUUUGCGCGGAAUUAGUCUCAGGGAUUUGGAAAUACUAGAUCCUAGGGUUCUGAGGCUUCUCCUUGGGAAUGAGAAUUAUCAUUCCCCGGUUCUUCAAUAUCUCAUUGCAUCAAACCGUCUGGUCUGGACCAAAUUCUUGAAUAAUUCCUUGAGGGGUCCUAAGGUAGGGUUGGCGUUAGACAAGCCUGCUAGAUUUCUUUUCUCUAGAACUACUUGGUUUACAGAGUUCUUGGUCGUAUCUUCAACACCAUUAUUAUUACGUUUUAGAUUAAACCCAGACUAUAUUUCCAUUGCAGUACUAAGAGACAUCGUAACAGUAGCUGGUAACGGAACAAGUCAAUAUUUAGCGUUUGGAGUUUCUACAAUUAAAUCAGAGGGGCCUACGAUUGUACCCGGUCUGGUAGCAUGUCCCAUUAGACAUCGUACCGGACCGGGUGAGGAUUGUGGUAUGAGGAAGCUUGUCGGCAACGAUCGAGUCGAUUAG